Messenger RNA from Lathyrus oleraceus (garden pea), 2006 nucleotides. RefSeq names its product RNA-binding KH domain-containing protein PEPPER. Lineage: Eukaryota; Viridiplantae; Streptophyta; Magnoliopsida; Fabales; Fabaceae. Bases 125 to 1564 code for a protein of 479 amino acids. Gene Ontology annotation, molecular function: RNA binding. The record is from RefSeq and is a predicted model, not a curated record. The transcript is spliced from 6 exons.
UUUCCAAAAACAACCAUUCCCUAAAAUAAAGUUUCCAAAACAACGCGAUAGUACUGAAGCCGCUACAUCACUUAAGUUACUUUCUUUUCAUCCCAAUCCGCGUAUAGACCUCACCUUUAUCCCUAUGGCCACCUUCGAACCACCUCAAAACGGCACCGCCACCACCACAAACCCACUCCCACCGGACAAUUCCUCCGCCGCACAACCACUCACCACCGACGCCGACGCUGACGCAACUGCCGUUAUUAACUCGUCCUCAAUCGUCAACGAAUCGGCUCAAGAGCCGGAGACGGGAACCGAAACCGGAACAGAACCCACCGUCACUCCGCCGGAGAAGAGAUGGUCAGGUUGGCCGGGGGACUGCGUGUUCCGUCUCAUAGUUCCUGUUGGUAAGGUUGGUAGCAUCAUUGGCCGUAAGGGAGAACUCAUCAAAAAGCUGUGUGAAGAAACUAAAGCUCGUGUUCGUGUUCUUGAUGCCGAUCUUGGUACUCCUGAUCGAGUUAUACUCAUAUCAGGGAAGGAAGAGCUAGAAGCAGCUAUUUCCCCUGCAAUGGAUGCUGCAAUAAGGAUAUUCAAACGCGUCUCUGGAUUAUCUGAAAUUGACAGUGAAAUUAAAGGAUCUGCUGGGGUUACAUUUUGUUCCAUUCGAUUAUUGGUCGCAUCAACACAGGCUAUCAGUUUGAUAGGAAAACAAGGGUCACUAAUCAGAUCCAUACAGGAGAGUUCUGGUGCCGCUGUUAGAGUACUGUCAGUAGAUGAGGUGCAAUAUUUUGCUACUGCGGAAGAGAGGAUUGUAGACCUGCAGGGAGAAGCCUUGAAGGUCCUUAAAGCUCUGGAAGCCGUGAUUGGCCAUCUGAGGAAGUUUUUGGUUGAUCACAGCAUUCUCCCCCUAUUUGAGAAAACUUACAAUGCAUCUAUCCCACAACAAGACCGUCAAGCAGAGACCUGGUCUGACAAGCCGUCACAGCAUACCAUUUCACAAACUAGCAUGUUUUCUGAUAUUCCGCUUCCAUCGAAAAGGGAUUCUGUAUUCGCUGAUCGUGAAAGUCAUUUGGACUCACUACUCUCAUCCUCCACUAUGUCUCUCUAUGGGCAAGAUUCUUCUCUUUCUGGUGUCCGUUCUUCAAGUCUUAGUCGUGUUGGGGCUCCUAUUGUUACAACGGUAAUACAAACAAUGCAAAUACCACUAUCCUAUGCGGAGGACAUCAUUGGCAUUCAAGGGACUAAUAUAGAUUAUAUUCGCCGCACUAGUGGAGCCAUAUUGACUGUGCAGGAGAGCAGGGUGCCUGAUGAAAUUGUUGUGGAAAUAAAAGGAACAUCAUCUCAGGUUCAAACGGCUCAGCAAUUGAUUCAGGAAGUUAUAAGCAGUCGCAGAGAACCUGUCACCAACAGCUAUGGGAGGUUGGAUGCGAGCAGAAUGGAUGUGGGUCCAAGGUCAUAUUCUCAGUCUUCUUACUCUCAGUUGGGCAAUUCGUCGCGCAUCCCAUCUUCUUCAUUGUCCUCACAGCCAUACUCAAGUUAUGGAGCAUCUGGUUUAGGAGACUACAGUACUUUCAGACUUUAAGUCGAUCUCUCUAUAGUCAAGGCCUAAAAGACACUCCAUUUGGACUUGUUACUUUCUAACUGGGUCUUGGAAAGAGGGAAGGAGGGCUAGCAACACUCAUUCUCUUAUUAUUUUUUAAAUUCAUGUAGGUCCUACUAUUUUGGAAAUGGGUUCCGCUAACCUUAGCGGUUUGACUUGCAUAAAUUAUACAUGUGAUAAAAGAAAGAAUAUUGAAAAGAGAAUGUUAAAAGUGAUUGUUGCUAGCACUUGUUUAACAAAGUUAACGCAUGAAUGUAAUAUGAAGCCUCACUAGAAGUACAUUUGUGUUAUCCGAUAUCAUCUAUGGUGGAUAAUUUUGAGGUAGCAAAUAGUUGAGAAUUGUAGCAGAAAAUGUAAUGAAAUAUUAGCAAAUAGUUGGACUAUCAUGUUAUUUGCAAUACCAAUUAUUGAUACGUUGGUUCUA